AUGACAGAAAAUUCGCGACCCAAAACGUUUAAAAUCGUUUCUAAGUUAGGGGACCAGCUAAAGGACACAUGUGUAACACUCGAAAAUGACACAGAGGACGUCGAUGUCGAUACGUUGCUGGAUGACAUUGAAGACUAUCUUCAGGGUUCCGUAGCAUCGCAAAAUUCCGGUCAACUUGCCGUGCUACCACCCGUGAUCAAGUUUAACAAAAAUUGGACGCUGUCUGUAACUGAUCUAUCAUGCCAACUUUGGUGCGAAAAGCAGGUCGAAUAUACCCUAAUAACCGGUAGGAAGAGGGUAACGGAGGAAAUGGAAUCGGGAACCAAGCGACACGAAGAACUAGAACUGCAAGACCACGAAAUCAUGGAGGUCCAGAUAGAGACACACGAAGACAACCUGGGAAUAAGGCUGUUGAAUAGCGUCAUACUCCUUGAGCAACUCUUGGAAACUGGAAAGUGCAGAGAAUUGUGGCUAUUCGGCACCUUUGGAAACUACACAUUCUGUGGUAUCAUUGACCAGUUGACCAUCGUAGAAGACAAAGCUACAAAAGAAAAGAGCGUUGUAAUAUCGGAUACAAAAACAAGAAGGUGCAAAAAGGAACCUUCAAUAUCACAAAUGCAGGGAUCAUCCUUGCAAGUACAGUUAUACUGCACCAUGUUAGAAGAAACCAAAAACGGGAAGAUAGAAUUCAAUAAGCUUCAUGAAACCUUCAAAUGCGAUAGAUUCACAGAAUUCUCGGCGCCAGAACUAAAGCCGGAGGGCUGUCUAGAUGCCCUCGAAAAAAAGUAUCUAAAAGCCUUCAAAAGGCUGCCAAGGAUCUCAAAAACCAUGGAGAUAUCCUAUGAACACGAAGGAUCCGUGUUCUCUACGUCAAAUGUCGACUUGAAGAAGGAAACACUCCUAUUCACGGUAAACUACCUUUGCGACUUUUGGGACGGUUUACGUGACGCUGAGCCUGUCAAGAAGAGCGAAAUGUGGAAGUGCAAAAUGUGCGAAUUUAAGGAUGAGUGUACCGUAUCGCCGCUCAAGCUCGAUACUGAGGAUUAG
Molecule: messenger RNA, 1047 nt
Organism: Theileria equi strain WA
Lineage: Eukaryota; Apicomplexa; Aconoidasida; Piroplasmida; Theileriidae
Exons: 3
Coding region: 1-1047 (348 amino acids)
Biological process (GO): interstrand cross-link repair
Cellular component (GO): nucleus
Molecular function (GO): single-stranded DNA 5'-3' DNA exonuclease activity
Source: RefSeq, a predicted model, not a curated record